AGCAACACAUUGAGAUAUCUGAAUCUGCUAAUCUGAUUGUUGUUGGUAUAAUUGGUAAUCAACAAUCAAAGGGAAAUGGGAGUGCUUUCCAAUAAGUUUGAUCGGAAACAAUUGAACCCGGGUGAUCACAUUUACUCUUGGAGGCAGGCUUACAUCUAUGCCCACCACGGAAUAUAUGUUGGAGAGGGAAUGGUGAUCCACUUCACUAGAAGAGUAGGCCAAGAAACUGGAACAGGAACUAUCUUAGACCGUUUCCUUGUAAGUUCACCACCCUUUGGUGGUACCAUUGGCACUUCAUGCCCAAAAUGUGGUGAACAAGCAAGCACUGAUGGAGUCAUCUCUUCAUGUUUGGAUUGUUUUCUUUCUGGUGGUGAUCUAUACCUCUUUGAAUAUGGUGUGUCACCUGCAUUUUUUCUAGCCAAAGCUAGAGGAGGUACAUGCACCACCGCCCCUUCUGAUCCAACUGAAGCCAUCCUUCACCGUGCUUUCUUUCUUCUUGAUAAUGGAUUUGGUGGCUACCAUGUGUUCAAGAAUAACUGUGAAGAUUUUGCAAUUUACUGCAAAACAGGUUUGCUUGUAUCCACAAGCAUUAGUGUAGGCAGAAGUGGACAAGCAGCAUCAUGCUUGGCUGCUGCUAGUGCUAUAGUUUCUUCUCCACUUCGAUUUAUGACUGCUAGUUUUGGUGGUCUUGCAUUGGUUGGAUGUGGCAUGUACUGUGUUAGCAGAUAUGUUUCUGAUAUUGGAGUACGCAGUGAUGUAACUAAAGUUCCAGUGGAGCAGAUACAUGAGAUGGCCAAGGAGGACUAG
Abrus precatorius (Indian licorice) is the source of this 807-nucleotide messenger RNA. RefSeq lists its product as uncharacterized. The record is from RefSeq and is a predicted model, not a curated record. The transcript has 2 exons. Lineage: Eukaryota; Viridiplantae; Streptophyta; Magnoliopsida; Fabales; Fabaceae. The coding region runs from base 76 to 807 and encodes 243 amino acids.